Messenger RNA from Lottia gigantea (owl limpet), 1170 nucleotides. RefSeq lists its product as hypothetical. Lineage: Eukaryota; Metazoa; Mollusca; Gastropoda; Lottiidae. Bases 1 to 1170 code for a protein of 389 amino acids. The transcript has a single exon. The record is from RefSeq and is a predicted model, not a curated record.
AUGUCAAUGAAAACACCUCAUGAUGUCAACAAUCUGUCGGAAAUGCAGGUCAAAGCGUUCGGUGCUAAACUUCACGACACUGACAUAUUUGAAGGACCUGAAACUUUUGUAGGGAAGCGAAACAUGAAAAUGGAAAAUAGUUUUACGGAAAAUUUCACUAAUAGAAAACACGUAAGACCAAAUUUUUCUUCAUCCAUAUCGUGUCCUGAAAUACUCACGGAUGAAUCUCACUCAAGCUAUACUCAUAAAAGACGAUAUAAUUCUGAAAGUACACCUUUUCUUGGUAACAGUUCAGAUGAACGACUUUCUGUAUCUUUACAAGAAGACAAAUUUAGGAUUGGAGAAGACGAGAACGGAAAAGGUAAAAGUCUCUUUUUGAGAAAUUGGUUGCAAUCUCUAGAUGAAGAUGGUUAUCAAGGAAACACCUCCAAAGGAAACCUGAAAUCUGGUUGUUCGAAAGGGGAUAGCAGUGUCACUGUGCAUUGUGCAUCAGCUAGUCAUAUGAAUAAUAAAGUACUAUUAGAGGUCGACGUAGAUUUAUUUAAAUCCUCUAAUGAACCAGUAGAAAUGUGUUUACCUAUAACUACAUCUAAAGGAACAGAGACUGCUGUGAUUACCAUGAAACUUGUAGAGACUACUGAAUCCGAUCAUAGUUCUCAAACGAGGAGAAAUAGUUUAAGGUUGCCAUCUGAAUCUGGAAUCGGUACCUUAACAGGUUCUCUGACAUCAUCCAGGCGGUCUAGUUCCGGUUCCAAUUGUGACAGACGUCUAUUAGAUUUUAGAAGUGAACCUCCUAGUCCCGAGAACAGUAAAGGAAGACACCAUUUGAACUUUGUUAGGCAAAUGGAUUUACAUGCUGAUCAGAAUAGUUUCAAAUUUAUUGGUAAUCUAGUGAUUCCUUCAGUGACUGUUAGUGAUUUCUCUGAAUUGGAACAUGGUGAUGAAGAUUUAGGUGGAACAUUAGCUUAUGACGAUAAGAAUAAAUGGUUGUCUGUAUCCUCGGGGUUAGAUCCCGAUUCAGAUGAAUCCAGCUUAUCCUGUUUUGAUCUCUCUAGCACAGAUGAUGAAAUGAAAGAAAUUAAACCACAAAGAAAAGCAGUGAGUAGAUUUUUAUUAUCACAUGAUGUGAUUCUGUGUUUUCAACUCUUCUUUAUUUUCCGGGUCAAAUAA